CAACCGCUCAUAAUCGGAUUGUUAGAUCGCGAUGGUCGUUAAGGUGGGCGUGGCUGACCCGGAGCUCACGUCCGUGGCGCUGUACACGUCGCUGCCAUGGCCCAUGCGGCUGGAUCUACUACCAUUCACCUUCCUCUACGUCACUGCCGUGUAUCUGUACACUGUACGACCCGAAGACGACGUUGUUCCUUGGGUUUUCGGAGCCUUCAGCGUCUUCUGGCAUGCACUAGCGGUGCUGAGCGCCGAGUGGAGCGUCGACGUGCGAUGCUGGAUGACAUGCACUAGGUUAAUAACCGUGGUGCAGGAUGAGCGCUUCAAAAUGCUCGCUAAGGUGGAACCGUCGCUCACAAUGCUGUCCAAGCAGCUCUGCGAGUGCCACUUCAUGUCCAAGGACAAAACGAAGGGCACAAAGGGGCUGACGCUCUGGUUUUCGUUCCAGAAUCUUAAGUUCUGUCUAUAUGAGGAUGUGGAGACCAUCAAUCGCAGCGGUGAGAGCCAAUUCCGUCGUUUAGACUUCCCAUCUAAUGCCACACUUGAAUCCUAUCUGAAGAGUGAAGGUAUCAAGUCCAAGGAGGAGCUGCAACAGGCGAAAGACAAGUGGGGGAAGAACGACUUCGAAUUGCCCGUGCCCAAGUUCUAUGAGCUGUUGAAAGAGCAACUGGUCGCUCCAUUCUUCGUGUUCCAGUUCUUCUGCAUGCUCCUCUGGUGUCUUGACGAGUACAUGUACUACUCGCUAAUGACUCUGCUCAUGCUCGUGAUCUUCGAGUGCACAGUAGUCAAGCAACGCCAGCAAAACAUGAGCACAUUGCUGCACAUGCGACGAGCUCCUCAGCCAUGUCUGGUCUAUCGACAGAGUAAGUGGACUCAGGUCUCAAGUGACGAGCUGGUACCCGGUGAUAUCUGCUCUAUUGGCCACAAUGAACGCGACACUGUUGUCCCGUGCGACCUGUUGCUACUGCGUGGAAACUGCGUCGUCAACGAGUCAAUGCUGUCCGGUGAAUCUGUCCCAUUACGCAAGGAAGCGGUAGGGGCGUCGAUUGUGAAUGAUGCAGAGCAGCUCAAGAAUCUCGAGAUUGACGACGGAUCUAGUAUGAAGCACAAACGCCACGUAUUGUAUGGAGGCACCAAGGUUCUCCAGCACUCAACUCCGUCUUCAAAGGACUCGCUACGUGUAUCUUCUCCCCCUGAUGGAGGCUGUGUUGGAUUCGUGCUCAAAACGGGAUUUGGCACAACACAAGGAAGUUUGAUGCGUACUAUUUUGUACUCGUCGCAGCGUGUUACUGCGAACAAUUCGGAGGCGAUGUGGUUUAUCGUUCUACUGCUCAACUUUGCUGUGGCUGCAGCAGCGUUUGUGCUUUCUCAAGGGAUCAACGACCCGACUCGCAACCAAUUCAAGCUAUUCCUACACUGUGUUAUGAUUAUCACGUCAGUGGUACCGCCGGAGCUCCCCAUGGAGCUGUCACUGGCAGUGACCAACUCGCUGAUCGCGUUGACGAAGAGUAAUAUCUUCUGUACUGAGCCGUUUCGGAUCCCUUUUGCUGGUCGUAUCGAUGUCUGCUGCUUCGACAAGACUGGAACUCUAACCAGUGAUGAGCUUAAGUUACAUGGCGUAGCAGGGUUGGAAGCCCACGUGGAGCCUGACAAGUACAGAGGGAAACGUGGCGGUGAGCUGGAUAUCAUCGCUCCUGAGCAACUUCCUCUUGACACCGAGCUGGUGCUUGCAGGAUGUCAGUCAUUGGUCCUGCUGAAUGGCCAGGUAGCAGGAGAUCCGCUUGAGAUGACUGCUGUUCGGAACAUUAAUUGGUGCUUGACAAGCAACGAAGGCAGAGCGCAGGGUCUUCCAAGUGUCCAACCGUCGUUUUUCUCGGAUCGUCGAGGUGAAAUCCAGGCGGUGGAUAUUGUUCACAGCUUUUCUUUUUCCUCUGAGCUGAAGCGCAUGACUACCAUUGUGUGUGUUCGGAAAGCUGAUAAUGACGAGCAAGACGAGCAGCGUGUACUUACGAAAGGUGCACCGGAGGUACUCGAGUCCGUCUUUAUUAACAAACCUUCGUAUUAUCGCCGUGUGUACCGCCAUUAUGCAUCCAAGGGAUGCCGCGUCUUGGCAUUGGGCUUUCGUGUACUCUCUGGAGAGCUUUCUACGGAUCAACUGCGGCGCAAACCGCGUGAUGAACUGGAAAGUGAGUUGACGUUUGCGGGUUUUCUGGUUCUUGACUGUCCACUGAAGGAUGACACGAAGCGAACGAUUCGGGAGCUGAUGAUUUCGAAACACAAGGUUACUAUGGUUACAGGAGAUAACCCUCUCACGGCGUGCGAUGUAGCUCGGCAAGUGGGGAUCAAUGCAGGGUAUUCCAAGCAACCAUUAGUCUUGACGCCUAAUGCGGAGUCAGGGUCUGUGGAGUGGAAAUCCAUUGACGAUGGAUCGCCUGAUGUCGAGGAUGAAACGAUCCCUUUUAACGUCGAUGAAGUGGAGAAAAUGCAGGUGCAAUAUGAUCUGUGUGUGACGGGAGAAGCUCUGUCAACGCUUUAUAAGCAGCAAGAGGACAAGUGCGACGGCAAUGCGGCUGUCCUGGAAGGGUUCCUUGCUGUGCUUGAGAAGAUGUGUCUCUGCGCCACCGUAUUUGCUCGAACGUCACCUCAGCAGAAGGAACACCUGAUCAUGGCAAUGAAUCGUUGUGGAAAGACAACAGCCAUGUGUGGUGACGGUACGAACGAUGUGGGUGCCUUGAAGCAAGCUCACAUCGGCAUCUCGAUUGUGAACUCGUCUAGCUCGGAGAAUACGCCUCAUGUCGUUGAUUCUGGAAGAGGCUCUGGCAGUGCAGGCCAGAGCGGCCUUCGUAAUCGACGACAAGCUGGACACCGGUCGGUGCGAGAAAUGCAGCAGUCAUUGUCUAGCAGUGAUGAUGCGCAGAUUGUGCGAUUGGGAGACGCCUCUAUUGCAUCGCCGUUCACAUCGAAGAGCUCAAGUAUCCGGGUGAUUAAGAGACUGAUCCGCCAGGGACGAUGCACUCUGGUCACUACCAUCCAGAUGUACAAGAUCUUGGGAAUCAACUGUCUUAUCACAGCGUACUAUUUGAGCUCUCUCUUCAUUCAUGGAGUGAAGAACGGUGAUCAACAACUCACAAUAUCGGGGCUGUCGAUCGCCAUGUUCUUUUUGUUCCUAUCACGGGCAAAACCCGCGCGUAAGCUCUCACACCAGCGUCCACCGUCCGGCGUGUUCUGCAUGUCUGUGAUGGUGUCGAUCUUUGGUCAAUUUGUCAUUCACUUGGCUUUUCUGGCGGCUGCUCUUCACGUGGCCCAACCUUUCAUCGAGCCUGGAGACCCAGCGAUGCACCCGGAUGGAAAUUUCACCCCGAAUGUGGUCAACAGCAUCAUGUUCCUCAUGUCGUCGAUCAUGCAAGUGAACACCUUUGUGGCCAACUAUCGGGGACAACCGUUCAUGGAAGGAUUCUGGGAGAAUAAGCUCUUUUGUCGCAGCGCGCUUUUCAAUUACGCUGUGCUAGCAGCAGUUAUUUCAGAGAUUUUCACGCCUAUCAACGCUAUGCUGGAGUUGGUGGCAAUGCCGAACCAAGAGACGCAACUCGUCGUUGCGGCUCUAAUGACAGGUGAUACUAUCGUGACUUUGGCAUUCGAGUACGCAGUCCAGAUGAUAGUUUUCGUUUCGACAUGACUUUGAUCACAAUUAGAGAACACACUCUUGAAACAAAGUUGAACAUUUGCAGUUGUUCUGUUGAUGA
Phytophthora nicotianae INRA-310 is the source of this 3734-nucleotide messenger RNA. RefSeq lists its product as hypothetical. Gene Ontology annotation, molecular function: P-type ion transporter activity; ATP binding; ATP hydrolysis activity. Gene Ontology annotation, biological process: intracellular calcium ion homeostasis. Lineage: Eukaryota; Oomycota; Peronosporomycetes; Peronosporales; Peronosporaceae. The transcript is spliced from 3 exons. Gene Ontology annotation, cellular component: endoplasmic reticulum membrane. The record is from RefSeq and is a predicted model, not a curated record. Bases 32 to 3667 code for a protein of 1211 amino acids.